Molecule: messenger RNA, 9760 nt
Organism: Paramecium sonneborni
Lineage: Eukaryota; Ciliophora; Oligohymenophorea; Peniculida; Parameciidae
Source: the annotation of a GenBank genome assembly
AUGAAGCCGUCUUAAUUCCUCUAUUCAGAAUCGAUUAAGGAGCAGAAGGCUCAAAAGGCAAAUGUCACAAAAGUAAAUUAAGGAAUUGAUAAAUUUUAGUCGAUUGGAGAGUUGAAACCUUUGCCUAAGACAGCCAAUGUUCCAAAGGAUUAAAAUUCAUCAAUGAUAUACUCUUUAGUGAGUUUACCAGUGUAAGAGACAUAGUUAAUUUAAUAGUAAAGAAGGACAGAAUGACACUGUUGUAUUCCCAUAAUCGUUAAUAUCUUAAUCUAUGAAUAUUAAGCCAUAAGUAGUAGUUGGCAAAAACACUGAGAUAGCUAGAAGCCUUAAAAAACUAAAACCAUUAGAUAGUUUAGAUGCUACUCCUGAAUCAGCAAAACCAGGUACAGGAAAGGGAGUUAGUGGAGAAUAAUAAUUAUAAGGACCCAAGUUGUAAGUUUAUUUAAAGUCAUUAAAUUAAUUAACAAAUGGUCAAUUCAAGAAGACACAAACACAAUUGUUAUUUGGAUCAAUUGAACCUAAACUUAAUAAUAAUACUGUGUUAUGUGUAUUGCGUAUCCAAAAACUUAAAUUUUUUAAUGAAUACAAUUAAAAGAAUGAAAAAGUAUAAAUUAAUUAUAUCUAUAAGAUUCCAUCGUUAUUUUGUUGGGAAGCCAUUUAUAGAAAGAAAAGUUUAAUGAAGACUACUCCAAAAGAAUUUGAUGCAGCAUAAUAAGAUCUAUUAGAUUUUGUCUAUACAAGAAAUGCUUAUGAACCAGUGGAUAUCAUUUUAUGGAAAAUCAAAAACAAUGACGAAGUAAGAUAUGUUUUUAUUUUAUAAGAAAUAUGUUGGUUAAUUUGAUCUAUCUAAUAACGAUUAUCAAAAUGCUAGAGAAAUUCUUGAUUUCAAAUCUAAGAUUAUUUGUGAAACUUAAAUUGAAAAGGAAAUGUUUAAAACCAUGAAAUAGACAAAAUCUUAUAUUGGUAAUGUUUAAUUUUAAUUAAUUUAACUUGGUCAUGAAAAGAUUCCAUUAAGUAUCAAAUUUUAAUAUUAUAUUAAGAUAAACAUUCUGGCAUUCCAGGAUCACCAAAAACAGAAGAAGAAAAAGCAAGACAUAGAAUCAUUGAUGCUUCAAUGUCAGGAUAAGAAUACAGAUGGUAUGUGGAUGAAAACAAUAAAUUUGUUAUUGAGAAGAUUGAUAAGGUUACUUAAGAGAUUGUUGCUGAAUGUACAAUUGAAGUAGUUAGUGAUGAAUGUGGAUAAUUACUUGUUAUUUAUGAAACAAAAUAUACAGAUCCAGAUAAUUAUGGAAGAUCCAGACCAACAUCAAGAUAAAUGAGAAAAUAACAUGCUGAUGCUUCAAUGGUAUUGAUUAAAGAGUUAGAUAAAAAUGGUUCAUUUACUGAAGUUCAAGCAAAUAUAAGAAAUCUUAGUAGACAAGGAAGAUUAACUAGAAAAGUAAUUGAAGAAGCUUUAUGUACUAUGGGUUGUACUGCUAAUUAAUUAUUAUUGACUGAAUGUUCAGAAUUUGGAGAUUGUUUGAUGGAUUUUUUACUAGUUACAGAUGAUUUACCAGGUGUAUUGGAGGCUAUGUAAGAGUUAAAAAUUAUUGGAGAAGAAGAUAUGAAUUUAGAAAGCUUUUCAAAUAAUAUAUUUUAAAAUAUUGGUUAACAUUUAAGAAAGAAUACAAAUCUAAAAUCAGUUAUUCAAUUUAUUAAAGCAUUAGAAAAGAAACCCGAAGUUGCAUUAUUAAUAUAAAACUAUUCUUAUGCAUCUGAAAAUAUAUUAUCUAAUACUCCACCCUUUUUAUAAAGUAUUAUUUACAUUAAUAUAUUUAGAUUUCGAUCCUAAAAAUUAUGAACAUGUUAUGGUAUUAAGUAAAUUAAAUAAAAUGAUUGAGAAGUUUUAAAUUAAUACUAAAUUCACAAGAGCUUUAAAGAAAGCACAUGUAGAGGCUAAGAAAUAAAUAUAUUUUGAAAUUCCAUGUUUUCCAAAAGAUAAAGAUUUAGAUGAUAAAUCAGAAUCACUUUAGUUGAAAUCGAUUGGAUAGAAUAUUAUGCAUGAAGUUGUAAGAAGAUAAAAGUGGAAUAAGAGUCAUAUUAUCUUUGAAAACUAUUCUGAAUGGUUCUUUGUAGCUGAUGAAUAAGGAAAUACUCCAUUUGCUAGAAUGAUGGAAACAGCUCCUUUUGAUGUUAUCAAAUCACUUUUUGCUGCUUAUCCUGAUUAAUUAUAAAAUAUCUUUAAUAAAUUUGAUCCAAAUUAAGAUUUAUUUGAAGGUAGAGUUCCAAAAAAAGAUGAUCAAAAUAAUAAUGGAGAAGGAGGAAAUGAUGGAAAUGAUGGAAAUGAUGGAGGUGAUGAUGGUAAAAAAUAAAAAAAAGAAAAAGAAGAAAAUACAGAAGAUUAAUUAUAUUAAAAAGGAAAAGAUAAUGCAAUAAGAAGAAACGCAUUUAGUUGGGUGAAAGAACAAAAAGAAUAUAAAAAAAAUUUAAUCCAUUGCUUAUUAUUAAAUCCAGAUUUAAACUAAGUUGAUUUAUUAGAUCUUUUAAGAAAUAUUGAAUUAUUGGUCAAUUAAUCUUAAGAAUCCAAUUUUGAAACUCUAAAAGCUCAAAAAUUAAGAGCUGGAGAUUUUACUCCAUUAGGAUUGUACUUAGAAUUAUUGAGAUCAAAAUGCAAGAAGAAAUUGGAUAGAGUUUAAAGGGAAAUAGGAACAUCUUUGUUUAUUUGUUAAAUGUUAACUCCUAAUAUUGAUGAAGAAGAGAAUUAAUAAUAAUAAGAAGGAUAAGAAUAAUAAUAAGAAUAAUAGAAACCAAAAUCAUCAUUUGUUUGGAAUAGCUAGAAUCAAUUAAUUAUAUCAUAAAUAAUUGGUAAAUUACCAGAAACAUUAUUCCAAUAAUUUGAUGAUUUAUUUAGAUUUAUUAAAUGGAUUCCCUCUUUAGAAGAAUUAAAAUAAAUUAGAUAUAUUAAUUUACCUUAUCGUCAAUUGAUCAAACAUAAAUAAUAAUAAAAGUUAUUUGCAAUCUUAUAACAAAUGUAUGAAGAUGUUAAAUAAAAUUAAAAUUAUGAUCCUGCAGAUUUAGAAUCAGAUUAAUGUUAAAAGAUCUUUUAUACCAUUUAAAUUUGGACAUUAAUGCUAAUGGAAAUUAGAAAUCUAAGAUCUUAAAGAUUAGAAUAAGUAGCUACACAAUUAUUAACAUAUUUAAGAGAGUUUACUUAAUAAUAUAUAGAAUUAUUAGUUUAGCCAAUGCCAACUAAUAUAACAUCUUCAUAUUAUCCAUUAUCACAUUAAUAUAAUGCUUAUCCAAAAACUAUUCUUGAAUUCUUUAAUGCUAUUAAGUUUAAUAUUUUAUUAACAGAAAUACCUGUUUAAAGUUUAGAUAAGUUAGAUGUUAAAAAUUUAGCAUCAGCAAUUAAUAGUUGUAAAGACAAAGAACCUUUAAGAGAUUUGAUAAGAUUGGUACUUACUAAAGAUACAGAAAGUGAAGGUACUAAAAAUGAAGGUGCAGAAAAUGAAGGUGCAGAAGCAUAAGAAACAGAAAAAGUUUAUAAACGCAAAGUAUUUGAAUUAAUUGUUGAUCCUAAUGUGAUUUUUAAUGAUAAAGAUGGAAAUUAUAAAAAUGAACUUGAUAAAAAAUAGGUGGAAUAGUUAUUGUUAACUUAUAAAGCUGAAAAAAUAUUACCUUUAGCAUGUUAAAGUACAGAUGAAUUUAGUAAAAAUGUUCAUGGAAUUAUUUUAAAUUCAUUUUAAACUAGAAAAUCUGUUGGUGUUACUCAAUAAUAAGUUGCUUUAUGGAUUAGAAAUAAUGAUUAAAAGAUUGAUUCAAGAUUGAAAUAAAAAUAUAUUGAUUUCUUUAGAUAAAAUAUGUCUAUGUAAUAGGUUCAUACUUUGAUUGAUCUUGAUAUUCCAAAACCUAAUAAAACUUAUCCAAAUUAAAGCAAGAUAUAUCCUUAUAUUUAAGCAUAAGGUAAAAAUUGGGCAUCAAUUUUGGAUGUUAGAAGAUUUAUUGCUGCUAUAAAAGAUAAUAUAUAAUAUAUUGAUAUUGAAAGUACUUUAAGAUCAGUUGCAUUAAAUGGAUAACAUGAAAAAUUAGAAUAGGUUUUACCAUAUGUUAAAGAUGCACAAAUCAUUAGAUAAACUAUCCAUUUAGUUUCUAAAGUUGCUAAUAUGCAAAUUUUUAACUUUGCUGGAUAUCUAUAAUUAGGUAAGCCUAAUAAGCAAGCACCAAAAGAUUCAGAAGAUCCAUAAGAAUAGAAUGUUGAAAGUGAUAAUAAUAAACCAGAUGAUGGAGAUGGGGAUGGUCCAUAAAUAGCUUCUAUAUAAAGUUAACCAGAAUCAAGAAAAUAGUAAUAAAGUUAAUAAAAGAAAAAAGAAACUGCUUAAGAAAACGAAGAUAAGUAUUUAGGAGCUAUCUUUGACUUUUCUGUGAAAUGUUAUGAUCCAACAGUUUAUUUCUUUAAGACUGCUAUAAAGGAAAAGAAAGAGAAACAUAAAUUAGAUAUUCCGAAGUUUCCUGAAGCUUUGGAUUAAAUAAGAACUCCAGUUUCUAUCUAAUCAUAAUUAGUUGAAAUGAAUCAAGCUAUUUAAUUAGAAUUUGAUGACUUUUUCAGAACUCAUUUACCUAAAUGUGAAAGACUAGAUAUUAAAAAAUUUGAGUCUAAUUUUGAAAAAGAUAUAUUAAUGUUUAGAUAUUUGAAAAAUUGGAAAUCUACAUUAACAAGAUAGAAUCUAAGAUCUGUAUUUACUUAAUAUGAUUAAGGAACUGGUUAAUAAUCAUAUAAGAAAGUCUUAAAUUAAUUACUUAAACAAUAUUAAAGGUAUGGUAUGCCUAUAUGUAAUACUUUGGAAGAGUUUCGUAGUACUUUAGAAGUCUUGAUGAUUUAUGGAAUUUAAAAUAUGGAUUAACUCUUAUUUUAAGUAGCUUCAAGUAAAUUGAGUCCUACUGAUAAAAAUAAUAUAUUCCUUAAUUUAAUUUAAAGAGUCAUUAAUCCUUAAAAAGAAGUUCUGGCCUAACAUUAUCAAAUUAAAAAUGCAAAUAUUUAUUUACAAUAAAUUAAUAGGAUUAUCAAAUCAGUUAAUAUUAAAUUGAUAUCAACUGAAGAAGAUGUUGAAAGUUUCAAAAAUAAAAUCUUGUUUGAAAUUAAAAGAACUAUGAAAUAUUUAAAACCAGAUAUGGUAAAUGAUCAAAAAGUCUUAAUUUUUAAAUUAGCAAGUGAAGUAUUACAAAGAUUUGAUUAAUUGGAUAUAAAAUCUUUAUUUGAGGAAUAGUUGAUUGAUAUAGCGAAACUUAUCAAAACUAGAUAACUUAAAGAUAAAGCAUUAUAAACAUUUGCAGUUAAAUAUAUUAAAAACAGUGAAGAAAUUAAGAAAAAUUCUAGACCCAGUCAUAAAGAUAUAAUUGCAUCAUUCAAAAAGAAAAGAUUGGAUGAAGUAUUAUCAACAAAUGAUAUAACAAGUUAUUUUGGAAACUACACAGAUGCUUAAUGUGAAGAGAUUGUAACAGAAUUAUUUAAAUUACCUUAUGAUAAAACUUACAGAGAAGAAUUAUUAGGAAAAUUCAAUAGGAGAUUAUUUGAAGGUCUAAUUUUCUAUAAGAGAUUUAGAACUUAUACUAGAUUGAUAAAUGAUAUAUUAUUCAAAUAAUUAUUGAAAGGUAAGGAGGAUUUACUCAUUUAAAUGUUGAAGUAGCAUUCUGAUUAAUCUGAAUAAGUAAAGAAGUAAGCUAGUGAAAAAGUGAACGAGAAUGAAAAAGGUGAUGCUUAAAUAGAAACAGUUUAAGCAAAAGCAGAUAAUGAAGAUGGAGAAGGAGAAUAAUUACCUGAUGGAUAAGAAAAAGAAGAUAUAAAAGAAUAUUCAAUAGCUUAAAUUGCUGCUCAUUUUAGUUUUUAUGAAUAUUUUGAUACUUUACAUAGAUUAAGAAUAAAAGUAAAAAGUAUUGAACCUUAACCUUCAAUUAGAUUCCUGUUAUAAACUAAUGAAUAGCUUUUACAAUUAGCAACUCAAUUUGAAUAAUAGGGAUAUAAUUAUAUAAGUAAUUGUGUAAGAAUGUUAAGAUAUUUGAGAUUGAAUCAUUAUAAUUCAGAUGAGUAAUCAAACAAAUUAGAAAGUGAACUUAUGAUCGGUUUUAUUACAGAGAAUGCAAAUAACAUAAUGAGUCCAUGUUUAAACAUUAUUAAAGAAUAUUUAUUAUUAUCAGAGCAUUAAGCUCCAUUUUGGUAGAAUAAGAAUACAGGAAGAUAUUAGAGAGAUAGAUAAGCUCCUUAUUAAAGAUUUAAAAAUUCUUAUAAAGGAUAGAGGGCUAAAUAGAUUUUGUAAUAUGAAUUAACUAGAUUAAAAAUAAAUGGUAUAGAGAGAGGAGUGAAAUUCUGUUUCCCAUCAACUUAUCAAUCAGAUAGUAGUAAUAAUAUUUCAAGUGAAGAUAUUCGUAAAACAUAAGUUAAGAGACCUACUUUUACGAUUGAUUAAUAUGUGGAACAUUUAUAACCUAAAAAUCCUUAAAGAUUAGAUAAUUAAAUAGUAAAUGAUCCUGAGUUUGGAUAAUUGUUAAAUAAAUUAUUGAUACCAAAUAAAUAAUUAGAAUUUUUAAUAGACAAAGUAGAUUUUAAAGAGAAUUUAUAGAAAUUAAUAUAUAAUGAUCAUGAAAUGUAUUAUUAUGUAUUGAAUUUCCCAAUGUUUUGGUAUGAAGAGAAAUUAAAGAAAGAAAAUUAAAUAUUUACUGGAUUGUUUUAAGAAUUUGAGUUAGGUUUAAUAUUUUUGAAAUCUACGCUUUUAUUAGAACCAAAAUAAAUAGAAUAAGCAUUGGAUGUAUAUUUCGAAUCAAUAAAAGAGUUUGUAGUAUAGAUUGAUUAAGGAGAAGGAGAGGAAUAAGAAGAAUUAAAAUAAGUUGAAUAAGAAGAGAGUGAAUAUGAAGAAUAUGAAGUUGAAGUGACAGAUGAUGAAGAAGAUUAAGAAGAUAAUUAAUAAGAUAAAUUAGAUGAAGCAUAAGAACCUCCUCAAUAAGAAACAUAAGAGAAAUAACCAGCUAAUAAUGGAUUGGUUAGUGUAUAAUAAGCAGAUGAAGGACCAGGUGCAGAUGAAAAUAAAGAAGAAUAAUAAUAAUAAUAAGAUGAUGGUGCACCUAGAGCUCGUGGAGUUGAAGAUUAACCAAAAAUAGCUUAAGCAAGAGUUUAACCACUAGCAUAAUAAGCUCCUGUUGCAUAAUAAGCAUCUGCUGAGUAAAAACCUAAAGUUAAGAAAACUAAAAAAAUUAUGUAAAGAAGAAAGAAGUAAAAGGGAACCAAAGAAUAAAAAUUCGUAGAAUCUGAAAAGAGUUUAAGAAAAGCUAUUAUUACUGAAUGUAAUUAUUAAGUUAGAUUCCAAAUCUUUUUAUAAUUGCUCUUAUUUGCUACUACUAAUGAAGAAACUUUCAGAUUAAUUCAAAGAUAUCUAAUUCAUUAUGAAUCAGUUAGUCCAUAAUCUAUUCCACUAGAAAUUGAUCCAGUUAGAAAAGCUAGAUUGAUAAAAGAUGGAUUUAAAGAACCAUUUAAUCUUUAAUUUAUUGAAUAAGUUGAAUUAAAGGCUAAAGAAUUAAAAUAAUAAUAAAUUGAAGAUAUUAAACAUAUUAAAGAUGUAUUAACUUAAAAUGAAAAUAAAAGACAUGCUGAAUAAAGUGAAGUUUAUUAAGUUUUAAUCUCAUCUAUUUUAUAAACUCCAUUUGAUGGAUAUUAAACUUAUAUUGAUAAAUUAUUAGAUUGUCCUGCUUAUAGAUGUUUAUCAAGAUAUAAGAAAUCUGUUGUAUCUCAUUCAUUAGAAAAAGAUUAGAAAUUAUAAGUAGAAUUAAAGAAAUUCUGUAUAUAGACAGAAAAGAAAUAGUUGAGUGCAGAUUUCUUAUAAAAGUUCUUUGAAAAUAAUAGAACUAAUUAAAAUUAGGGAUCAUUCACUAACGAUAAAUGGAUUAAUGUUAUUUGUAUUCUGAACUAUUGUAAAUAAAUACUCAAUCAAAUUGAUAAAUUUGAAAGUGAUGUAGAAUUUGCCAGAUAAAAGAUUAAUUCUAAUAUUAAUCCAAUGUCAUAUUAUAAAGAUGAAAGAAUGGUAAAUCCUUAAUUUACUGUAAAUACUUAAUUCAGCUUUAAAUUUAAAGUAUCUAAUAAAUUAGAACCCAUUGUUUAUGAAUAUAAAAAAGAAGCUGAUGAUAGUAUGCUUGAUGGUGAUUAUUUACACAACUUCUUUUUUGAAAUCACUUAUAAUAUAUAGAAAGGUACUAUACCAAAUAAUCCAUAUCCUGUGGCAUAAUUAUAAUAAAAAUAUGUCGAAGAAGUAGUUAAAACUAUCGAGGCUAUUUAUUAUGAUAAUUACAUAAUUCAUAUAAAUAACUUAUGUUAAUAUCCUGAAUUUAAAGUUGCUCAAUUGAGUGGAUCAGAUAAUAUAGAUUAUAUCUAAUUAAAAUCUAAAUUAACUAAGGAAAAUUUCAGAGAAUAUAGAGAAUUACAUUAUUGUAAUAAUUUUUACUUAGAUUAAACUAUUCAAAAUCUAGAAAUUUAUAAUAAUCUAUUGCAAGAUAAUCAAGAAGUUAAUUCCUUAAAGAUACUCAAAGAAUUAAGGGAAGGUAUAGUUUUAACUGAAAGUGGUGACAGUGAAGUAAAAGUACGCAUCUGUGAAUAAGAUUGGUUAUUAUAUAGUUCAAGAAUCAGACCAGACAUCAAAUUGAAGUAUUAGGAUAAAUUAUAUCGUAAAUAAUUAAAUUAUAUAUUUUAGCUGUUCCUUACAGUAACUAUUAACCAAGAUAAAGAAAUACUUAAUAUAAAUAAAGCAUUUAAGUUGAUUAAUCAUUCCCAGAACUAUUUCCAAUUGUUAAUUUAUAAGUUUAUUAAUAUAUUCCUGAUGUAAUGACAGAUGAACAAUUCAAUUAAAAAUAUGAUCAAUUAUCUAUCAUUUAAUAAGCUUGUGUAAGAAUUAUAUAUAAAUUUUAGUAUGAUUUGAAUUCAUAUGCUUAAUCUUUGGAUGAUUUCCUCACUCAAUCACCUAGUGAAGAGGAAUUAUAAAGCUUAAGGGAUGUUGCCCCAUAAAUAGUAUCUUGGCCAUUAAUCAGAAGUAAAGUAAAGAGAGAAAAAGGAUUUACAGAAGAAUAUAAAUUUGUUCAUUCACCAGAAGCUCAUCCUCUUUAUAUGAUAGAAUACUUAUUUAAAGCAGUCUAAUUAUAAUUGGAUCAUGCACUCAAAUUCACAUUCAAUGUUUUAUCCUUUACUGAAAUUAUCUUAUUCAAAUUGACUAGAAUCCUUUAAUAAACAACAGGAAAAAGUAAAUUUAAAUUUAAAUUAUUUUUAGGAUGCAAAUUGUCAACUACAACAAGUAUAUUAAGUGAAUGGGCAUUAUUAAAAAAGAUUCUAUUAAAAAUUGGAGAUAUGAUAUUAGAAAAUGAAUUAGAUAAAUUUAGAUUCUAUUAUGUAGAAAUUAAUGAAGUUCAUUAAAAUUCUGUAAUAAUUUAAUAAUUAUAUAAUAAUAGGUCUUCUCCAUAAAAUCAAAUAAAUUAGAAGGAAUGGAUGCUAUAUUUAGAUUUGGUUAGACUUAAUUCUUUGUUCAUUCAAAUGUUUUGAUUAUUAGAUUAAAUGUUGCAGUGGUUUCAGAGAAUGCUUCUUCUUUGAUUAAUUAAAAGAAUGCAAAAUUAAGAGCAAAUGAAUUAUGUCCACUUCUAUUUAAGGAAGAUAAAGAACUUAGAGUAAUAAAUAAAAUAAAUAUAUUUUAGGGAUAUAUGAAUUACAUAAUAACCUUGGAGGAUAUGCUUAAGUAAAUAUUUACCAAAAAGUGAU